AUGGUUAUCAUUUUCCUUCCACAAAUGUAGAUGCUUUUUGUUUCGUCAAGUAAAUUCUACUGGAAAUAACUCCUCCUUAGUAAUCUGUGUUUUCGGUUUUGAGGUAUAUUUUGUGUACGGACGGUAAUGACUCUUAGUCCCCUGAUUCAGGAAUCAAUCAUUGGUUAUUUUUAGGUAUUUGUGAAAACGAAAAUGUCUGAGACAAUCAACAGUCAUCCCUUUACAGAGGAAAAAGAGAUCAGUUUCAAGAGGUCAAGUAACACUAUUUCGGGUCAUUUUGUCAUUGUACCAUUUGGUCCAAAAUGGAAAAAUCAAUAUCAGAUGAGAUGACCGAUUUACAUCCAUAAACAAACUAAUGUAAAAAUUUUAGAACAAUUAGUAGAGAAACAUGGGUUAACUUUAACACGGGCUCUCAGGUUUUAGCGUUGGAAACGCACGAUUUGUUCAGACAGUCUCGGUUUUUUGGUUUUUUCAACUGCGUCUCUCUAUUUGUUUGUUACCUCAAAAAAGUUCAAGAUAAACGAUUUCACGUAACAAGCUUAUUAUGUUGAUAUUUUAAAUUGAUGUAAUCCGAACAGCUGAUCGGUCUCAAAAAAGCAAAGUAGAACGGUCAAUUUUCAAUAACGGAUAUUCUACACUCACGUAUUCGUUCAAAACCUUUCCUCCUAACUCUCAUUCAUUGUUUUAUUUCUAUUUUAUCCAUCAACAAACCUGUUUUAGCGAAAAGGGACAUAAAUGUAGCUUAGGGAAGUGGCAAAGAGACUUUCGUUUUCAUGUUAGGGACUUUCGGUGACUGACAUCAAAGUCCGUUUGCGAUCGUGGGGAGUUGGGUGGGGCAUCUUUUUCUUUCUUUGUUUCACAUCCGGUUGGAACACGACCUUGCUUAAACAAAGAACCCUUUUCAAACUGACCGAAACUGAAAGUUUCAAAACCUUUCGAAACACUCGCAAUAUAAAUCAAUUUUCGCUCGUAGUGUUUGUAUUCAUUAAGUUAGAGUCUUUCUGUUGACAACGCAGUUUCGUCUGAAUCCUUAUUUUCGCCUCGUCUUCUCGGACAACAUGAACACCGUCCUUCCCUCCUUUACAGGACUAUUCAAAAGGUCGCGUCGAUCACUGAUGUACGGUUCUAUAGCAGCUGUGACGAUUGGCCUGGAGGGGUUCUUUGAAAGUAUCGUGUUUAGCUGUCCUUGUGAAGGACACUUCGCUUACGGACUGGCUUUUUUGUGGGCGCCGGCCGUUCUCCUGUUUCUCAUUGGAAUCCUGGUAGAUAGAGACUUAUGGAGCCAUUCGAGAAGGAAUUCUGUCACAAAGAAGGAAACCAAGCCUUUCACCCGCCGCCAUCUCAAAGCGCUCUUAAUGAUAAUUGAUGUAUUAGUGCGAGCAUCCAUCGCUCCAGUCGCUUGGUUGAUUUUGUCCUUUCUACAGCAACAAUACUAUACAUGCGCGUUUUUCGGUCCUCCUCUGACCAGUGGAUUCACCGCGAGAAAUACAACCGAAAAAUGCUCUUUUAAACUCGACUUACGCACUAGGUUGCAAGAGGAGCACUACAAAACCCGUAGCCAAAUAGCAGGAUGGUCUCUAAUGCUGGUAGCCAUGUCUGUUCUCUUCACCACAAUCUGUAUCCGUCGAUGCGUUCGGAAGGGAAAACAUCUUAAAAUACCAAGUCUUGAUUAUUAUCACCAUGUUGAAGCAAAAGAGGCUUUGGAGCAUUAUCACAAUGAAGCGAAAGAACUUGCCAAAAAGAAAGCAAAGAAGGGGAUAGACGAGCUAUUUAAAAAGACAGAAACGAAAGAAUUUAAUUCCCGUCUCCAAAACAUUGCAAAAGAAAUCCAAGAUACAUAUGGGCGUUUUUUUGUCAUACCGCCUGAGAGUCCCACUUACACCUCCCCCUCGACUGCACCAAAGGACUCUCCUGAAUUUCCUUCGCAUGCCUCGCCUACUGUGAACUGCAGUCUUCUAUCAGAUGGAUCUGAAGUGAAAAACGAAGGAGAAAAACAUGGUCUGUCGUCUGCUACCAACACACCGCGUUUAUCCCCCACUUGUCAGACGGCGUAUAUAAGUUACAAAGGGCACACGAAGCCAGCAUUCAACAGACAAAACGCCAGCAGUAGAAGCCAGAAGGAAACAGUGUCCGAAGCCGCUCUUUGAGAAGUCUCUUAGGGGAGGGGAAGGGGAGCGUUGCGUGACACUUCGACAUAAUGCUAUGGAGGAGACUAAGAGCAAACAUUGUCACACAUAAUUUAAUUCUCUUCCGGUUGAUGCAAUAGGUACAAUUAAUUGAUGUAAAUAGAUACAGAAAUGACGAGAUGUACGGAAAGAUAAAGAGAGAUGGUGGACCAAAACACUCUCCUUGACUCCAAGCUGAAAGUAUUUUUCAAAUUGUGUUUCGUCUAUUUAUAGAAGCACACGGAUUCAUCGAAAAUGCGAACUGAUCCAAAGGCAAAACGAAAAAGUAAAAAAAAAUCUCAACUUUCCUUUAUAUUCGUCUUUGAAAAAGCAUAUUUAACGAUAAAUCUAAAAAUAACAAGGUGACGGUAUGAUGUUGUUCUUUAGCUCUCCUACUUUCCAGAUCUAAAUAUCAACUCUCCAUACCGUCCAUCGUACAUUUAUUGUAUUUUGAGUGCUAAGAAUUUGGUGUUAAACCAAACAAUACUCCCCAGUUAAUAUUUUUCUUUCACGUUGAAAGGAUGAAAGGAUUAAUUUCCCUUUGUUGACUCCUUAGAGUAAAGCUCCAAGUACUUAAGUAAGUAGUAAAACAGAAUUUAAGUCACUCUUCAUAAACUAUUCAGGCAAAACGAUUCUAUUUACAUCUUCCAGUUAGGAUCGACACUUUGUUAAUAAACUUGAACAUUGUAGUAAAUCUA
This is a messenger RNA of Pocillopora damicornis (cauliflower coral), 2863 nucleotides long. RefSeq names its product calcium homeostasis modulator protein 6. NCBI's taxonomy places the organism in Eukaryota, Metazoa, Cnidaria, Anthozoa, Scleractinia, Pocilloporidae. Gene Ontology annotation, molecular function: monoatomic cation channel activity. The record is from RefSeq and is a predicted model, not a curated record. Gene Ontology annotation, cellular component: plasma membrane.